GACGCAUCCGACAGUGACACGCACGUCGCGCCCUCUGCCCCAAACAGGUCUGUGCCCGUUAAGCCCGCCCCAAAGAAAACCAAGUGGGAAGGCGAGGAUGAAGAUGAUAAUGAUGUAGCCUCUGACUGGGAAGAGUCAGAAGAGGAAGAGGAGAAACCUAAAUCUGCUGCCGCUCCACCUCCUCCAGCGAAGAAGAAAGGGACGAUCAAGCAGAAGAUUGCAGAGAAAGAGGCACUAAAAGCCGCUCGAAAGGUUGAGAGCGGUGAUGAAGUGUAUGACGAAGACGAUGUACUCGAUCCGCGGGAGAAGGCACGGCGAGACAGAGAAUUAGAACUAAAGGCGGACUUGAGUAAUGCAGCGGAUUUAUUCGGAGCUACUGCGCUUGGUGGGACAUCCGACAAGGAACUUGACAAGCUCAUCUCAUUCGAACCACGUACGAAGGAAGAUUUCCAAGAUCUCUCACACCGCAUCGUAGAGUACAUUAUCAAACGACAUCAGAACAAGCCGUUAUAUGCUGCGUUCGUUGAGCACCAUGUUCGGGAACUUGCUCAGCCACUUAAGGACGUCGAGGUGCGAAAGGCUGCAAGUACUCUAACGGCAUUAGCAAACGAAAAGCAGAAGGAGCAGCGUGAAAAAGCAACUGGGAAAAAGAAAACGAAGGCGGCGGCAAAGCCUACUCUCGGUUCGGCGAAAGCUGCCACGAAGUUUGAUACAAAUGCUUACGAAGAAGUGUUGGAUGACUUUGGGAACGAUCCGAAUGACUUCAUGUAA
This is a messenger RNA of Fomitiporia mediterranea MF3/22, 771 nucleotides long. RefSeq names its product translation initiation factor eIF3 subunit. NCBI's taxonomy places the organism in Eukaryota, Fungi, Basidiomycota, Agaricomycetes, Hymenochaetales, Hymenochaetaceae. Gene Ontology annotation, molecular function: translation initiation factor activity. The transcript is spliced from 4 exons. Gene Ontology annotation, cellular component: eukaryotic translation initiation factor 3 complex; cytoplasm. The annotation marks the transcript as partial. The record is from RefSeq and is a predicted model, not a curated record.